AAUAACGAAUCAAAGAUAAAGCAGUGAAACAUUGUGAGAAUUGAAAUGUAACUUCGUAAAAGUUAAAAAUAAUGAAAAUGUUGAAACCACUGAAAAAUUCAAAGGUUAAAAAUAGUAAAAACAAUAAUCUUAACGGUUUGGAUGGUUGUCACAUUUGUGCUGCUAUGACUAACCAAUACUGUAUGAUCAACUACAAAACUGGGGACAUCCAAGAUUUGUUUCCUUAUAAUAACGAACACACAAAAGCUAUUGUGAAGCGGAUCGGUAAGAGUUUAUGGUUCCAACAGAUUCGAUCAGCUCAGAACGACCAUUGUUGGUGACAACUCCCCAUACCAUUACAGAGAUACCGCCAAAAUCCAUUGGUCCAGGAGAGGGUUCAACACUGGAGUCUAGCGAAACUAACAGGGCUGACAAGCCAACUGUAAGAAGGAAUAAAAUGCACAAGCUAAAAUUUACAUUACGAUUUUCCUUAGACACCCAGCUGUUUUGGUAACUUCUAGAAUUUCUAUAUGAUCCAAUUCUUAUUCUGUGUACCAUAAAAUCA
Octopus bimaculoides (California two-spot octopus) is the source of this 544-nucleotide messenger RNA. RefSeq names its product transforming growth factor-beta receptor-associated protein 1 homolog. NCBI's taxonomy places the organism in Eukaryota, Metazoa, Mollusca, Cephalopoda, Octopoda, Octopodidae. The record is from RefSeq and is a predicted model, not a curated record.